Arabis nemorensis is the source of this 309-nucleotide messenger RNA. The record is from the annotation of a GenBank genome assembly. NCBI's taxonomy places the organism in Eukaryota, Viridiplantae, Streptophyta, Magnoliopsida, Brassicales, Brassicaceae.
AUGCCGCCGCCUCGUCCGUGUGUAGGAUCGUCGGGUUUGGUUCGCCGUGGAACCGAGGUGACAGAGAAACUUGCACCGCCGAGGUGGGAGAAGUCUAUACUUGCAAGAUUCGGACGAGGUGACGACGGAAGCUCGUGCCACCGAGGUCGAUUCGAUUCAGAGGUGUCGAAGCAAUCACUGAGGCUAAGGGGCUGUCGACCGAGGUUGAUCGGAGAAGACGCGGUGGUUUUGUUCAAGAACUUUGGCGGAACCGAGGUGUUUGAGAACUUAGGCGGAACCGAGGUGACAUCUUCUUUGCAACCGAGGUGA